Cornus florida is the source of this 2524-nucleotide messenger RNA. RefSeq names its product pentatricopeptide repeat-containing protein At5g39710-like. Gene Ontology annotation, molecular function: protein binding; mRNA binding. Lineage: Eukaryota; Viridiplantae; Streptophyta; Magnoliopsida; Cornales; Cornaceae. The record is from RefSeq and is a predicted model, not a curated record. Bases 171 to 1445 code for a protein of 424 amino acids. The transcript is spliced from 2 exons.
AAGAAAAAGAAAGAGAAACGAAAAAAACGCGGGACAAUUAGGGGAUUGGAAACCCUUGUCCGCAUAGACAUGACCCUCCAUCCAAACAGACACUUCCUCUCCAUCAAUUCAACUGAAGACUCUGAAUAUGUGUGAAAUGAAAUGCAAAACUGAAACCAGAGAGGAAGGAGAUGGCGUUAGCUUGUAGGGCUUUAUCGUUGGCCAAAAGGGGUUUCGAAAGUCGUCGUCAAUGGCAUUUGAUAGUUCCUCUCAAAUCUCAGGUUUUGAUUUGCUGCAACAAUUAUUCGUCAAUUUCGAGCCCUCUGAUUACCCGAUUGCUUCAAGAACCAAAAUCGCGAAUCAAAGCGACCCUCGAUUCAGAGGGCAACAAUUUCACAUCCGAGUUUUCAUGGGAUGCCCUCAUCACUGCUCUCAAGUCUUCUUCAUCUACUGACAAAGCUCAGCUGGUUUUGGAAUGGAGAUUAGAGAAAUUGCUAAGAGAUAAUGUGAGAGAUCAUGAUUGUUACUCUGAAUUGAUAUAUCUAUUUGGAAAGGUCCAAAACGUGUCUGCCGCGAUGCAUGUGUUUACUUCGAUGGAGGCCCAUGGAAUCAGACCCUCUUCAGCCGUUUUCAAUGCACUCAUAGCUGUCUUCUUGUCUUCAGGUAAUAUAAUAACAGCAUUAAGCUUAUUCGAAAUAAUGGAGAAUUCAGAGGGCUUUAAGCCUAAUUCUGACACUUAUAAUGCUUUCAUUUCGGUGCACGCAAACACGGGAAAUGAUAAGGCCAUGCAAGCUUGGUACACGGCCAAAAGAAAUGCUGGGUUUUCUGCUGAUCUUCGGACCUAUGAAUCUCUCGUUUCAGGUUGUGUCAAAUUAAAACAAUUUGAUGCUGCUGAUAAAUUUUAUGAAGAGAUGAUUCUAUCAGGAAUCACCCCUAAUUUAUUCAUAUUAGAGAGUAUGCUUGUGGGGCUCUGCGAGCAGAGAAAUUUAGAUAAAGUUAAGGAGUUCUUGAUGUUCAUAGUGAAUGGUGGGUGGAAGAUUAAUGGAUAUACGACUCAGAAGCUUGUGGGGUUGUAUGGUGAACUUGGGAGAGUGGAAGAGUUGGAGGAGCUACUACUGAGUUUAAUGAAAUGUAAUCAACUUCCGGAAGUUAUGUCACGGGUGCAUUGUGGGAUUAUAAGGAUGUAUGCUAUGUUAGAUAGAUUGGACAAUGUAGAAUACUCCGUUGGGAGGAUGUUGGAACAAGGGAUCUCAUUCAGAUGCCCUGAUGAUGUCGAAAAGGUUAUUUGUUCAUACUUCAGGAAGGCAGCUUACGAUAGGUUAGACUUGUUUUUAGAACGUAUAAGAGGUUCUCACAAGUUGACUAGAUCGACUUACAAUUUGUUAGUUGCCGGCUACCGAAGAGCAGGCUUAUCUGAGAAAGUGAUUAUGAUGAUGGAUUCUAUGAAGCUGGCUGGAUUUUCAUAGUCUUUUUCAUGUUUCUAUAGCUGAUUUCAUGUAUUAGCACAUUUGGCUGGAAUGUUCAUCAAAGUCCCUAUUCAGCCAUCAACCUUCAAGGCUCAGUUUAAGCUAUAACACUAAGGAAGGGAUAAGGUAAAUGGUUAAGGUUGGAAUGAAUUUGGUGCAUUUUAGCUUGGAUAAAAUAAAAUCGAGCUUGUCACGUUUUGGACAAGAAAGAAACUAAAUGAAAAUCAAGAGAGAACCGACCUUCUGCUGAAGACUUUUCUGGUCAAAAGUUCAAUUUCAUCUUUCUGUACGGUAUCUUCAUAUUGCAAUGUCUGAAAUUCAGUCUAUAUCUUUUUUAGCAUGGGAGUCUAUAUGUCCAUGAUUUAUUAUGGUAAGAUGAAUGCGGAAACUAACCCUAAAAUUUGAUCUUCAUUCAGUUGAUAAUGACACUGGUGGGAUGAUGUUGUCAAGUUGGAAUAUUUACUCAUCACUUUAACACAUUCAUCGCCUGCAUUUUUUGAUUGACAGAGCGUACCAUUUAAGGAAGCUAGACACUUGAAAUAUUGAGGUGCCAUCAACGUGUUUUGGGACUUCCAAGGAUGCAAAUAUGAGAAAAGGAAGGGCUGAAGCACCAAAUUGAGUUGUACAAUGGUUGAGUGUUAUACUGGCAAUGUUGUCGAUGUUAAACUUGAAGUGUAUCAUUUGGCUAUUAAUUUCAGAGCCUUGACCAAAAAUUUGUGAGAUGUACAAAGGUAAUCUGCCGUUGUGCAGUUAUCUUCUCCGAUGACCAAUGCAUUAUGCCGCCUGCAACAAAAUGGGAUGGAACUUAACUGCAUAGAGCUAGCUGUUCAUUUAAUUUGAGACAUGGUGUCCAAGGAAGCAAGUGGUCACCCCCAAUGCCAUGGUACUGCUCUCAGCCGAAACCUUCAUGCAUCUGCUGCCUUUUUUGGGCUGUAAAUUGUUUCAGAGAAUGUAGUUAUGUUCUGUACAGAUAAGCCAUUGUUUCUGUACCUGUUAUCUCUGGUUACAAUUGUCAUUAUAUGGAUGAAUUUGCACUCUGUUUACAGGUAUUAAUUAUAAGCUCAUUUUACCAGCUAUUA